AUGGAUUUACCAAACUCCUCGCCUCGAGCGGCCAAUCCUCUUUCCCCCUCGGCGUUUUUAAGAGGACAAAAACUGAGUCUUCCCUCCACGACCGACCCUCCAGGCCCUCAGAACCCGCCCAAGCCGCUGGUAUGGCUGAUAUUCGGGGCUACAGGCCACAUGGGCCGAUCGCUCGUCAAGACCGCCUUGUCCCACAACGAUCUUGUUGCCGCCGUCGGUCGCACGUUUGAGAACAGCUAUGAGUCGAUGAAGGAACUGGAGAGCGAGCACGAUAAUUGCAUCGGCCUGUUGUGUGAUGUACGGGUGCGUGAGACGGUCAAGGCAGCCAUCGACCUGACGAUUCAGCGGUUCGGUCGCAUCGACAUCAUCGCCAACUGCGCCGGAUACGGGGUCAUCGGGGCUUGUGAGGACCAGGACGAGUAUGACAUCCGCAACCAGUUCGAGACGAAUUUCAUGGGCACCCUGAACAUGAUCCAGCUGUCGCUGCCGCACUAUCGGGCGCGGGGCACCGGUAGGUAUCUGAUCUUCAGCUCUACGUCGGGCGCGCUGGGCGUGCCCGGAUUGGGACCCUACUGCGCGUCCAAAUACGCCGUGGAGGGUCUGAUGGAGAGCAUGCUUUACGAAGUGGACAGCUUCAACAUCAAGGGGACCCUUGUCGAGCCGGGCCACAUGCGUCGCGACGACAUCGGGGACCUGGUGUCCCCCUCCGCGACGAUCCCGAGCGCGCACAACCUCUCGUCGCCGUUGCCUCUGUACGGCCAUUUCCUCGUCAAGCCGCCCAGCGAGCCGUACAAUACGCCAACCUCGCCGGCAGCACAUGCGCGCCGGAUGCUGAUGUGGCUCGGCGACAAGCAGCCGGCCAGCGCGGUCAAGGCGGCAGAACUUGUCUGGCAGCUCGGCCAUUGCUCCUAUCCGCCUCUCCGGCUCAUUCUGGGAACCUACGCGGUGGAAAGUGUCCGGGAUCGACUGAAGUGUAUCAUCGAGGAGAUUGAGGACUGGAAGCAUCUUAGCUUUCCCUCAACGGAUCAGCAACCUCCUUUGAAUACCGGGAAGGAAAAACCAGCUCAAAAGAGCGAUGGCGAGAAUACAGCCACCAACGUGUGA
Messenger RNA from Penicilliopsis zonata CBS 506.65, 1104 nucleotides. RefSeq lists its product as hypothetical. Bases 1 to 1104 code for a protein of 367 amino acids. NCBI's taxonomy places the organism in Eukaryota, Fungi, Ascomycota, Eurotiomycetes, Eurotiales, Aspergillaceae. The transcript is spliced from 2 exons. The record is from RefSeq and is a predicted model, not a curated record.